This is a messenger RNA of Delphinapterus leucas (beluga whale), 3178 nucleotides long. It is a transcript of the gene CHPF, whose product is annotated as chondroitin polymerizing factor. Gene Ontology annotation, molecular function: glucuronosyl-N-acetylgalactosaminyl-proteoglycan 4-beta-N-acetylgalactosaminyltransferase activity. Gene Ontology annotation, cellular component: Golgi cisterna membrane. NCBI's taxonomy places the organism in Eukaryota, Metazoa, Chordata, Mammalia, Artiodactyla, Monodontidae. The record is from RefSeq and is a predicted model, not a curated record.
CUAGGGAAGGACACAGUGGACAAAGGAGUGGUGCCCACAUCACACAGCUCUGGAAGCAUCCCUGAAGUAAGGGACAAAAGACAAAGGGGGCCGGAGCCCGAGACCCCACCCCGGGGGCGGAGCCCUGCCAGUGACACGUCGGACAGCGGCGGCCUCGGCUGAGGCUCCCGCGCCCAGCGCCGGGACCCGCGCGGUACCGAGCGGCGGCUGGAGGGCGAUCGGAACGAGGCGCAGGAGAUUCGGCUCGGGCCGCGGGCUCUGCUCGGCGGGGAGGGAGGGGGCCCGCCCGCUUGGCUCGGGCCCUCCGGAUCCGCCCCCUCCCCGGUCCCGCCCCCUCGAAGCCUCCUCUUGCUGCUCUGGGGCUGCUCCAGGGCCGGGGGCCCGCGGUCCGGGCGCCAUGCGGGCAUCGCUGCUGUUGUCGGUGCUGCGGCCCGCAGGGCCCGUGGCCGUGGGCAUCUCCCUGGGCUUCACUCUGAGCCUGCUCAGCGUCACCUGGGUGGAGGAGCCUUGUGGCCCAGGGCCGCCCCAACCCGGAGAUUCUGAGCUGCCGCCGCGCGGCAACACCAACGCGGCGCGCCGGCCCAACUCGGUGCAGCCCGGAGCGGAGCGCGAGAGGCCCGGGGCCGGUGCAGGCGCCGGGGAGAACUGGGAGCCGCGUGUCUUGCCCUACCACCCCGCACAGCCUGGCCAGGCCGCCAAAAAGGCCGUCAGGACCCGCUACAUCAGCACAGAGCUGGGCAUCAGGCAGAGGCUGCUCGUGGCGGUGCUGACCUCACAGGCCACGUUGCCCACACUGGGCGUGGCUGUGAACCGCACGCUGGGGCACCGGCUAGAGCGUGUGGUGUUCCUGACAGGCUCGCGGGGCCGCCGGGCACCAUCGGGGAUGGCCGUGGUGACGCUAGGCGAGGAGCGGCCCAUCGGGCACCUGCACCUGGCACUGCGCCACCUGCUGGAGCAGCACGGCAACGACUUUGACUGGUUCUUCCUAGUGCCCGAUGCCACCUACACGGAGGCGCACGGACUGGCUCGCCUAGCUGGCCACCUCAGCCUGGCAGCCGCUGCCCACCUCUAUCUGGGCCGGCCCCAGGACUUCAUCAGUGGAGAGCCCGCCCCAGGCCGCUACUGCCACGGUGGCUUUGGGGUGUUGCUGUCACGCACGCUGCUGCAGCAGCUGCGCCCCCACCUGGAAGCCUGCCGCAACGACAUCGUCAGUGCGCACCCGGAUGAGUGGCUGGGCCGCUGCAUCCUCGAUGCCACCGGGGUGGGCUGCACUGGCGGCCACGAGGGAGUCCACUAUAGCUACCUGGAGCUGAGCCCUGGGGAGCCCGUGCAGGAGGGGGACCCUCGUUUCCGCAGUGCCCUGACAGCUCACCCUGUCCGUGACCCUGUACACAUGUACCAGCUGCACAAGGCUUUUGCCCGAGCUGAACUGGAACGCACAUACCAGGAGAUCCAGGAGUUACAGUGGGAGAUCCAGAACACCAGCCGCCUGGCAGCGGACGGGGAGUGGGCAGCCACCUGGCCCGUGGGCAUUCCAGCACCGUCCCGCCCAGCCUCCCGCUUUGAGGUGCUGCGCUGGGACUAUUUCACAGAACAGCAUGCUUUCUCCUGCGCUGAUGGCUCGCCCCGCUGCGCACUGCGUGGGGCUGACCAGGCUGAUGUGGCCGACGUUCUGGGGGCAGCCCUGGAGGAGCUCAACCGCCGGUACCACCCGGCCCUGCGGCUCCAGAAGCAGCAGCUGGUUAAUGGCUACCGACGCUUCGAUCCUGCCCGGGGUAUGGAGUACACGCUGGACUUGCAGCUGGAGGCAUUGACCCCACAGGGUGGCCGCCGGCCCCUCACCCGCCGAGUGCAGCUGCUACGGCCACUGAGUCGCGUGGAGAUCUUGCCCGUGCCCUAUGUCACCGAGGCCUCGCGUCUCACCGUGUUACUGCCACUGGCUGCAGCCGAGUGUGACCUGGCCCCUGGCUUCCUGGAGGCCUUCGCCGUGGCCGCACUGGAGCCUGGCGAUUCUGCAGCAACCCUGACCCUGCUGCUACUGUAUGAGCCACGACAGGCCCAGCGGGCGGCCCACGCCGAUGUCUUUGCACCUGUCAAGGCCCGUGUGGCAGAGCUGGAGCGGCGUUUCCCCGGUGCCCGGGUGCCCUGGCUCAGCGUGCAGACAGCCACACCCUCACCGCUGCGCCUCAUGGAUCUGCUCUCCAAGAAGCACCCACUGGACACGCUGUUCCUGCUGGCCGGGCCAGACACGGUGCUCACCCCGGACUUCCUGAACCGCUGCCGCAUGCAUGCCAUCUCUGGCUGGCAAGCCUUCUUUCCCAUGCACUUCCAGGCCUUCCACCCGGCCGUGGCCCCACCCCAGGGCCCGGGACCCCCUGAAUUAGGCCGAGACACAGGCCGCUUUGAUCGCCAGGCGGCCAAUGAGGCCUGCUUCUACAACUCCGACUACGUGGCGGCCCGAGCGCGGCUGGCGGCAGCCUCGGAGCAGGAAGAGGAGCUCCUGGAGAGCCUGGAUGUGUAUGAGCUGUUCCUGCGCUUCUCCAGCCUGCACGUGCUGCGGGCGGUGGAGCCCGCGCUGCUGCAGCGCUAUCGGGCCCAGACGUGCAGCGUGCGGCUUAGCGAGGACCUGUACCACCGCUGCCGCCAGAGUGCGCUCGAGGGCCUCGGCUCCCGCACCCAGCUGGCCAUGCUGCUGUUCGAGCAGGAGCAGGGCAACAGCACCUGACCCCGCCCUGCGCCCCUGAACCCUGGCAAGGCGGUGCCCCGCCUCGCUCUUCCCCAGCCACCCGGAGCCACCUGCCAGCCUCGCAGGACAGGGCUGGCCGCAGCCUCAGACCCCAGGGCAGCCCGCUGGCCCCCUCUCUCUGGCUUGGGGGACCCUUGGGCUUAGAGCAAGCCCUGGAAGAGGUACCCUUGGAGCCACCCCUUUCUGCCCCAAACCCGGUCUCCCUGCCCUCUUGACGCUGCUGAUUCAGGCUGUGGCCUCCGAGUAUUUAUGCAGUGCAAUCUGCCUGACGCCAGCCCCACCUCCUAGGGUCCCCUGGGGGGCUGGGCUGUAGAUGAGUUGUUGGAGAAGCGGGGGAGCUGAGAGAGAAGGGGCGGUGUCUCCCAACUUCUCUCCUCUGCAGUCCUGAUGAAGCUCCCUGCCUUUAAUAAACUGGCUGAGUGUGGACUAGUG